This is a messenger RNA of Paramecium primaurelia, 567 nucleotides long. The record is from the annotation of a GenBank genome assembly. Lineage: Eukaryota; Ciliophora; Oligohymenophorea; Peniculida; Parameciidae.
AUGGUAAAACAUAAAAUUUUUAUUUUAAAAUUAAAUAUUUUAUGCAACCAGGUGAUAUAUUUCGGUGAGAUAAAAUCAAUCUCCCGCAGUCCAGGUUCCCAUUGGGAUGGGGAAAACCUAAUUUUCCUUUUUCUCUCCUUUUCUGACUUAGUGACUUCAAUGAAGGAUUUAUCCCAGAAGGAUAGGUAAUUGGUUGAGUAGGAAAUUGGAUGUAAAGGUUUUUAGUUCUUGUUCCUUAAUAUCUCAUAUAGAUCUUGCUAACUUGACAUUCAAAGUCCUGUGUGGCUGUAUAAAAUCUACUGGGUCACUGCCCGAGGGCUUUAAAUGAUUUGGAGAGAUUUUUUUGACCCCCAUAAAUAUAAAAUAUGUAAUAAUCAGUCAAGAUAAAAAUAAUUAUGAAUUUUCUAGCAUCUUUUAGAACUACCUAAAAAAAAAACAAAAGAUAAAAAAUUUUUAUGAGAGGCUUCGUACUUAUGUUUCAAGCACUUUAUAUCAAGUUGUUAUCCAGGAAGUUCCUUCCUCACACUUUUAUGAUUCCAAACUCCAUUUGACUUUGAUUUUAUCGCC